GCUCAGCUAUUUUUUCGAGUGACUGUACAGCUGCUAUAAAGACACAACUUCAAUGAAAUUUUACUUGAACAAACUGCUCUCUAGAGGGCGUGGAUAUAGAGUAGAGCUAGUUACCAGUGAUGUCAAAGUUUACCGUGACUUCCGUUUGGUGAAGUGAUUGAUCUUUCUACCGUCUUUUUCUAUGACCAAUACUCUCAUGGCAAAUAGCACGUUUAGAUUUCUUGAAACUUGCUGCAGAAUUUAAUUCUUGUAAGCAAAAACCAAUUUGUUUUACAUCGUCACAUUUCUAUAUAAAUGUUUCCUUACUGAUACACUCGCUUACUUUGAUCAAAGUAUUUUGACAAAUAAACAAAGUAUUUUGAUAAACGCCAACAGAUCUUCAAGGCGCAUGCCUGAGUGUUAUUCUGGAGUCAGGGUCUGACGAAACUAAUCACUCUCUCGCAAGCUGGUCUCGAACUAAAGAGGACUCUUUAAAAAUUGCCUGUUACAACCAAUUUACUCUUAUCACUUUUCAUAAAUUGAAUACUUGUUCAACAUGUUACUUUACCGUUGGCCAAAGAAAGCUAUCAUUGUCAUCGUAAUCAUAUUAUCUUUAAUGAUUGGAGUGAAAUUUUUAAGGCAUAAAAUACUUGGAGUUGUUUCUUUUAUUCAUGGUCUGCAUCCCGUGUCUUUACCCACACUUGUUGCUAUCAAGAAACAAUCUGAAAGAACAACAGUGGAUUUUGCACCUUUAUUUAGUCACUUAUAUUCCUGUCCUGUUUGCUUUGGAUAUGGAAUUUGUAAUCAAGUAAUGAAAAGCUCCAUUCUCUUUCAUGGUGAACUAGUCAUGCCUUAUAAUAAUAGAAUAGUUUGGAAAAAGGGUGUUUUACACACACAAAGAGUACUCAUAAGCUCUCUGGUUGCUGAAGAGUGGAAUAGAUUUGAUGAAUUUAUUUGUAGAAAUGCAAGUUAUUCUGUUCCUUGUGACAUACCGGCUGCAAUCUGGAAGACCUCAUUGGCUCUUGAUAAUUUAUUAAAGCCUGAUAAUUUUAAAAAUCUCAAUAUAUUAUUGGAUAUACCUUUUAAUCAAUUUGCCCUUCCUGUAUGCUCAAGUAAAAAACUUCUGAAAGAAAUCAAAAAAAGUUUUGAUGAAAACUUUGAUGGUCAUAUUAGUAGAGAGGAAAGAAUUCAACUUCUUACGAGUCUUAUAAUGCAGCCAGGAUAUGUUGUGAUGAAGUUACAAGCUAAAACAAAAAUGACUAUGCCAAUUCCAAAUUUGCUUGGUGCUUGUGGACGUUCAGUUGUGCUGGAAGGAGGACUGAAGCCCCUAAAAUCUUUCCUUUCGGAGUCAUUUGAUACAAGGGCUGGUUUAGCUAUUCAGGUUUUGCAGCUUGUACAGGAUUUUGAGGAAGAAGAUCCACAGUGGUAUUUUUUAUUAGUAGAUUUUUCGCUUGAUGGAAUUGUUGUAACUAAAGAUGGAGAAGUUGUUGUGAUUGACUUGGACAAUCUUGUUGUUUUAGAUAAGGCUACAUUUUUGCCAGGCUCAUCUGUUUCAGAUACAGCAUUGUGUAAUGAAGUGUGCUUUCAAAAAAUUACUAUUGAAAUGUUUUAUGAGCCUAGCAAUUCAUCAUCAUGCAGUCACAUAUCAAAAUAUGGCCAGUUAAUGUAUGCUUUAGUUUGCAAAGAUGUUUUAUCAAAUAUUGAAGAUCAUAAAAGUGAGGGUUUCUUUAAUUUUGAUGGUCAUCGUGUUCAUAAAAGGAAAAAACACCCAGGACUUUUACAUAAAAUCCCUUUAGUAAUAGAGGAUUCAGUGGAGAGUUUACUACGAGAAUGUGUGCAAGAAACCAAGCCAAAUGGAAGAUUGAAAGCUGUUACGCAGUUACGAGAUCUUUUAGAAAACUAUGUGAAUGUAAAUAAUUUUGAAAGCCAUGUUUUUUCCAAGAAUACUUUUAAAUUUUCAAAAAAAGUGUAGAUUUGUUAAGAUUUGAUACAUAUUAUUAAAAUUUGAAAACUCCUGUUUUUAAUUUAAAUUUAGAACAGGAACCAAAUCUUGUACAUAUAUAGCAUUUUCUAUUUUUUUUUAUUUCUUUGUGUUGAGAUUUAUUCUGUUGUAAAUUCUUUGAAAAUGUAUAUGUACUGAAAGUUUUAAAGAAUAAAU
This is a messenger RNA of Parasteatoda tepidariorum (common house spider), 2137 nucleotides long. RefSeq names its product divergent protein kinase domain 2A. Lineage: Eukaryota; Metazoa; Arthropoda; Arachnida; Araneae; Theridiidae. The record is from RefSeq and is a predicted model, not a curated record. Gene Ontology annotation, molecular function: calcium ion binding.